GACUACUGUGUACUAUUUAGAAUUUUUCCAAUCCUCAAGUGUUUCUCUGUUGUGCAGCAAGUUUGGCUAUUUUUACCUUCUAUUUCAUCUAUUUAGUUUCUAACAUGACAGUCCGAGUGUCUCUAUGUGUGUCAGUCCUCUGUGUGCUGUUUCUUAUCUGCUCUGCGGCUGAUGUAGACGAGAAUUGUAGAACCAAGCUCACCAAACUAGACCCACAUCUCUCAGCCUACAUGGGUCAAGUAUUCACUAUAGAGGCCACUCAUGACAAUGACGAACACUACACCUACCUUGUGGGUGUGUGUGUAAAUCCUGAUCCUGUAAACUCAGACUCUGAGUGUGGAAUAGUCCAAUACAAUACUACCAACCCAAGUAAUAGACACUGUGUGGGGAAAGUAAGCACUGCACAAGUCUCCAGAACUGCUGAUGGUGUCUGGAUAGAGCUCACUUAUUCAGGUGGUGACCCCUACCACACUCACUGUAAUGGGGCCGCACGAUCAGCACGUCUUAUCUUCCUCUGCGACCCCCUCAUCAACGGAAUGGGAAAGUUUGACUUCUUAGAGGAGAACAGAGAUGAGAAUGUGUGUUUCUACACCUUCAGUCUUGCGGCCAAGGCUGUGUGUGGUUCCCUCCUCUCAGCAGGUGACAUCAUCCUCAUCUUAUUUGCUUGUCUUGCACUGUUGUGGGCUGCUGCCAUGCUGGGAGGUUGUCUGUUCAAGAGGUUCAUUCAGGGGGCAAAGGGACUAGAGCAAAUACCUCUCCUUGAGUGGUAUCGAGAGUUUGGAAAUCUAGAGGCGGAUGGCUGUGAUCUAGUAUGCAGAUCAAGAAAGAGAUUAGUGCCAGAAUACAGGGAGCCAACAUUUGGAGCUGACACAGAUGAUGAGGAUGAGAAAGAUGACAACCUCCUGCCCAUGUGAACACCAUAGCUACAUAGACCAUGUCUCUAAUAUUGUUGUGUGCAUAAAGUUUUUCACAUUG
Molecule: messenger RNA, 975 nt
Organism: Halichondria panicea
Lineage: Eukaryota; Metazoa; Porifera; Demospongiae; Suberitida; Halichondriidae
Product: cation-dependent mannose-6-phosphate receptor-like
Exons: 7
Coding region: 105-914 (269 amino acids)
Biological process (GO): protein targeting to lysosome
Cellular component (GO): trans-Golgi network
Source: RefSeq, a predicted model, not a curated record